Molecule: messenger RNA, 1542 nt
Organism: Liolophura sinensis
Lineage: Eukaryota; Metazoa; Mollusca; Polyplacophora; Chitonida; Chitonidae
Product: cytochrome c oxidase subunit 1-like
Exons: 1
Biological process (GO): mitochondrial electron transport, cytochrome c to oxygen; electron transport coupled proton transport
Cellular component (GO): respiratory chain complex IV; membrane
Molecular function (GO): heme binding; cytochrome-c oxidase activity
Source: RefSeq, a predicted model, not a curated record
AUGCGAUGAUUUUUUUCUACUAAUCAUAAAGAUAUUGGAACUUUAUAUAUUUUAUUUGGAAUUUGAUCAGGGCUAGUGGGAACUGCACUAAGUCUUCUAAUUCGUGCUGAGUUAGGACAGCCUGGGGCUUUACUAGGGGAUGACCAAUUAUAUAAUGUUAUUGUUACAGCUCAUGCUUUUGUAAUAAUUUUUUUUCUAGUAAUACCUAUAAUGAUUGGGGGAUUUGGUAAUUGGUUAGUUCCUUUAAUAUUAGGUGCUCCAGAUAUAGCUUUUCCUCGGCUUAAUAAUAUGAGAUUUUGACUUCUUCCUCCUGCUUUAUGCCUAUUAUUAGGUUCUGCUGCUGUUGAAAGAGGUGUGGGAACCGGAUGGACCGUUUAUCCUCCUUUGGCUGGAAAUAUCGCCCAUGCAGGAGGAUCGGUUGAUUUGGCUAUUUUUUCUCUCCAUCUAGCUGGAGUUUCUUCUAUCUUGGGAGCUGUAAAUUUUAUCACUACUGUUUUUAAUAUACGUUGAAAAGGAAUACAGCUGGAACGACUUCCUCUAUUCGUUUGGUCAGUAAAAAUCACAGCUAUUCUUUUACUUCUAUCUCUCCCAGUUUUAGCAGGGGGAAUCACAAUAUUGUUAACAGACCGAAAUUUUAACACAGCAUUUUUUGACCCAGCAGGAGGCGGUGACCCAAUUUUAUAUCAACAUUUAUUUUGGUUUUUUGGACACCCAGAAGUGUAUAUUUUAAUCCUUCCAGGAUUUGGAAUGAUCUCCCAUAUUGUAAUACAUUAUACGUCUAAAAAGGAAACUUUUGGCACCCUAGGAAUAAUUUAUGCGAUAUUAGCUAUUGGAUUAUUAGGAUUUAUCGUUUGAGCUCAUCAUAUGUUUGUAGUUGGUAUGGACGUAGAUACUCGUGCUUACUUUACUGCAGCGACUAUAAUUAUUGCAGUUCCAACCGGAAUUAAGAUUUUUAGAUGAUUAGCUACGGUUCAUGGUUCCCGAAUUAAGUAUGAAAGGGCUAUAUUAUGAGCGCUCGGAUUUAUUUUCUUAUUUACUGUAGGAGGAUUAACAGGAAUCGUCCUAUCUAAUUCUUCUUUAGAUAUUAUGUUACAUGACAGUUAUUAUGUAGUAGCACAUUUUCACUAUGUCUUGUCAAUAGGAGCUGUAUUUGCUCUCUUCGGAGCUUUUAAUUACUGAUAUCCACUAAUAUCUGGCCUUGUUUUACAUGAACGAUGGACUAAGUCCCAUUUUUUUAUUAUGUUCAUCGGAGUAAAUUUGACUUUUUUUCCUCAACAUUUCCUGGGGUUAAGAGGAAUACCUCGGCGAUAUUCAGAUUAUCCAGACGCUUAUAUAAAAUGAAAUGUAGUAUCUUCUAUUGGCUCUUUAAUUUCAUUUAUUGCAGUGCUGUUUUUCAUAUUUAUUGUCUGAGAAAGAUUAAUUUCUCAGCGAGGAGUUAUUUGAAGAAGACAUUUGUCCUCUGCUUUAGAAUGAGAUAACACUGUCCCUUUAGAUUUCCAUGGUAGUGAUGAAACAGGGGCGAUUGUAACUUAAGUUAAGAUA